AAUAUGCACAGCAAGCUUGGACAAGAGAAUGUUGAUCCUACCAACCAGAAGACAUUAACACGGUCUGAGAGGUUCUCAAUGGAACAUGUAAAGCGAAGUCCCCUCCUUUGGGUUCUUUGAGUGAUCAUGCUCCUGCUUAUUUUCCUUCUGGGGUUCUUCUUUUUAUUCUCAAUGCCAGCCACUGUAGAAUCAACAAGAAGGGAUGCUGAUAUUAUUGUACCAAACUUUGAUGAGAGGGAAUAUAGAAGAAUUGUACUCCCAAAUCUUAUGCAGACCAUCUUGGUCAGUGACCCAAAAUCCACAACAGCUUCAGCUGCAGUAUCUGUUGGAGUAGGAUCAAACCAAAAUCCAAGAGAUAUAAACGGUCUGGCUCAUCUUCUUGAGCACAUGCUGUUCCUGGGUAGUUCCAAAUACCCAGAUGGAAGAGAGCUACAAAAGAAUGCAGAGCUUGGUGGUGGCUACUCUAAUGCUUACACCUCUCCAGAAGAGACCAAUUACUACUUCAUAUCUGGUGAAAAAGAGUUUGAAAAAUCUAUUGACAUUUUCUCUUGGUUUUUCAAAGAUCCAACACUCAACUCGGAAAGCAUUGAAAAAGAAGUACAAAAUGUUGAUUCUGAACACCGGAAGAAUCUCAACAAUGACUCUUGGAAGGCCAUGAAAUUGAUAAAGGGCAUUUCAGAUGUGAAUUAUACCUACCAUGACUUUUUCACUGGGAAUGUAGAUACCCUCUGGAACAUCCCUCUUGAAAAUAAUGUGAACAUGUCUAAAACAUUAAGGACCUUCUAUGAAGAAUAUUACAGCUCAAACUUAAUGAAACUAGUUAUAAUAGGCAACCAGACCCUCGAUGAACUUGAGAAGCUAGCUACAAAUAAAUUUAUAGGUGUUAUUAACAAAUUUAAGAGGCCUCCGAAGUGAGCAUUUCCCUUUAGAGAUACUAAAUUCCCCUUAGAAAUCAGGUUUGAUCCAGUCAAGAACACUCAUUCUCUAACAAUAGCAUUCAUGUUAGGGAUAAAUGUCUUAAAACAUCAUGAGUCAAACCCGCUGAAGUAUAUCAGCGACCUGAUAACUUACCAAGGGCCUGAUAGUCUCUUCUGGAAUUUGAAAAAUCUCAACCUAAUUCUUGACUUAGAUGCAGGCUUUGUUACUUACAAAUGCUGGUCACUCUUCGAAAUAGAAUUCACUCUGACAGAUAAAGGCGUGGAGACUCAUGAGUACGUCAUCCAGUCAUUCUUCCUCUGGCUAGAGUAUGUCCGGCAAAACUAUGAAUCUCAAGAUAUAUGGGAAAUCAUGUCUAAAGUCUCAGAAUAUGAUUUCUACUACAUGAGUCAGAAGCCAUCCACUAGUGAUAGCUCAGCUUUAGCAAGUAAUAUGCAUAAAUAUCCUUUCAAAUAUGUUUAUGCAACGGAUUCUAUUUUGCUGGAGCAGGACAAUGAGGCAUUUAAGAUGGUACUAGACUCGGUCACAGUGGAUAACAUGCUCCUUUUAUUCUCAUCGCCUGAAAUGUCUAAUAAAAACAGCAGUGUUUACACUGAUUUUAGCCAGAAAGAAGAAUUCUAUGGAACGGAAUACUCUCUGCUUCCUAUAGAUCAUUUCAAAAUGGAUAGUUACGGUUACCCAGAGUUGGACGAAGGAAAGCUGGUCUUAGCAAAUAAUUCAGAAUUUAUUGACCCAAAAAAAUUCAAAAUCUCUGCUAAGAAUAACUUCUUUCCCAAACAAAUGGAAAUGGUCUGCUACGGAACCUGGAAUCCUCUGAGAUUUAUCAUGGAUGUCACUCAUGACUGUGGUGAGGAAGCAAUGAAGGCUGACGGCGAGAGUAUCACACCAACCCUGCUAGCAAAGGAUAACAAAGGAGAGCUGUGGCAUAAGCUAGAUAGAUCCUUUAAGAUUCCUGUCGCCAAUAUCAGAAUUAGAAUCGAAACUGACAAAGGAAAUGAUAAUUUAAAACAGUCCACCACACUUUACUUUUUCGAGUCCCUCCUUGGAGAGUGGAUACUUGAAAAUCUUUACGAUGCACUGCAAAUGAGCUAUUCCUUCACCUUCACUGCUACUGCAAACGGGUUGGAGAUGAAUAUUGAAGGAUACAAUGACAAGAUCUUAGAACUUACAGAAACACUCCUCAAAAGUUUUAAAAACUUAGAAAUAACUGAAUUCAAAUUCGAAGCUAUUAAAGUCAAAUUUUUGAAUGAUUUGGAGAAUCUGAAGACUGACCAACCUUUCAAGCUUGCUUUCAUGUUUUCAAAAAUACUAUACAGAGAGCACGGGCAUUCUUUCAAUCAAAUAUUUGAGGCUGCUAAAAAUCUCACUCUUGAGGAUGUUGAGAAUUUACAUUCAGAAUUAUUCAAUCAAGCUUACAUCAAAACACUUGUGCAUGGCAAUAUACUUGGUAAGCAGGCGUCCAUCUUCAAGCAAUCGAUUGAUUCAAUUCUCCAGGCUGGAACUCUAGACAACCCUGCAAAGGCGGUCACUAGGCUUCAUUUCCUAGAUGGGCCUUAUGUGUAUGCUUACCACUCAUUCAACCCAGAUGAGCAGGACUCAGCCGUUUUUAACACUUACCAAGUGAGUUUCAUUGAAAAUAGAGUGCCAGCAAGCAUCAGAGACCUGAUCUGUCUCAACAUGAUAAGCUCAUUGAUUUCAAAUUUUGCUUACAACUACCUUAGAACUGAGCGGCAACUAGGCUACAUUGCCUCUUCUGGAGCCUUCUCGAUUGGAAGAUCAGGCUUUCUCUACGUAACUAUUCAGGGCAACAAAGAAUCUCCGCAGGAGAUGGAUAAUCAUAUUGAAGAAAUGCUCAGAGAAUUUAGAAGCCAAGAAAUUAGGAACAUGACUCAAGAAGAGUUUGAAGUUGUCAGAGAUAGUGUCCGUCAGCAGAUCACACAACCAGACCAAUCCUUAAGCGACAGAACUGCUCGAAUUUGGAAGGAUAUUACCAUUAUUGACCAGGACUUUAAAAUUAGGGAGAAGAGCCUUGAGCAGUUGGAUUCAUUGACUCUUGAAGAAUUAGAAGACAUUUAUGUACGUAAGAUAGCACCAGAUGAUCCCAAAGAUGUGCAGAAGUUGUCAGUCCAGUUCUACUCAUCAGCCCAGUAUCCUACCUUGCCCACUGAAUUCCCAAAUGCCUUUACCAAAUACAAAGGAAUCAAUGAACUCAAUGAAGAAUUUGUGAAAUCUCAGUUCUAGCCAAUAA
Molecule: messenger RNA, 3184 nt
Organism: Moneuplotes crassus
Lineage: Eukaryota; Ciliophora; Spirotrichea; Euplotida; Euplotidae
Source: the annotation of a GenBank genome assembly